AGCAGUGGGACACAUGUGAUUGCUGCGCUGUUUCCAAGAGACCUGUCAGGAUGGACGAUCAGAGAUGUCCUCGCUGUAAAACAACGAAAUACCGCAAUCCUUCGCUCAAACUGAUGGUGAACGUGUGUGGACACACACUAUGUGAGAGUUGUGUGGAACUUCUGUUCAUAAGAGGUUCUGGAAACUGUCAGGAGUGUGGCACAGCACUACGAAAAAACAAUUUCAGAGUACAACUCUUUGAGGAUCCUACAGUGGACAAGGAGGUAGAGAUUCGAAAGAAAGUAUUAAAAAUAUACAACAAAAGAGAAGACGACUUUUGUACUUUGAAAGAAUACAAUGAUUUUCUUGAAGAGGUUGAAGAUAUUGUGAAUAAUUUGACCAACAAUAUUGAUGUAGAGAACACCAAAAGAAAAAUGGAGCAGUACCAGAAGGACAAUAAAGAUAUUAUUUACAGAAACAAACUAAAACUGAGCCGGGAGCAGGAAGACUUGGAAGAAGCUUUAGAAUUUGAACGGCAGGAGAGUGAUCAAAAACGUAUGCUUUUUCUGAAGGAAGAACAAAUGCAACAGUUGGCAAAAAAGAAAAAUAAAAAGGCCCUUAUUGAUGAUCUGGAAAGCUCCCAGCUGCCUGCAAGCAUGCUUUUGGCUCAGCAUAAGGAUCGAGCUGCACAACUGGAAACACAGUUGGAAACACAGCAGCAAGUCAGAUCUGUCACAUUCUCAACUGGCAUUAAAAUGGGUCAACAGAUAUCUUUACAGCCAAUGCCAAGGAUAGAAGAAACACUGUAUGUCUACCAGCCUUUGCAAAUAGAGACUUAUGGACCGAGAGUGCCAGAGUGUGAGUUGCUUGGAAAACAAGGGUACCUGAACCAUGUACGUACUGCUACAUCCCAGGAUCUUGCUGGAGGCUACACCUCUUCACUUGCAUGUUAUCGUGCCCUGCAAGAUGCAUUUAGUGGACUUUUCUGGCAGUCAAGCUAGCGUGAUGAACAGCAGGAUUCUCAAAGGUAGCCAUUGGAUUGUUACCAAGAACUUCAACAGCCAUAAGGAAAACUAACAGCCAUACCACAGCUGAAUGGAAAAUUGACUCACAGCCAGGGAAGUUGAAUUUGGACAGCUGUUUGGAGACGGCAGCUGAUAAACUCAAAGAUUAGCAUUUUCUAUUUGCAAGCAGUGUAUUGGGAUCCACUUACAGGAAGAAGGAGAUGCAGGCGAAAUACUUAUCACAGAUGGUAUGCAUCAUUUAACAAUACUUGAAAGUUGAGGAAGCAUAAGUGUUCCUCAGCACAACCAAAGAUGAUAUCCUUGGGCUCAGUAAUGAUGUUUGUAUGGGGUAAAGCUAAAAGGUCCUGUGCUUGUCCAGUCAAGUUGUCAAAAUUUUCAUUUAAUUUGAAUAAAAUGUAUUAAUACCUUUUUACCUUCUGAUUAUUUUCAUUCACUUCAAAAUGAAUUACAACAACUUUGGAAGAGAAUAUAUAUAUAUGUGAAAGACUAAAAUUUACUUCAUUUGUUUUAUUGAAAGAUCUUAAAAUGUUACUCCCUUUAUCAUAAAUGAGUUGAAUUAUCUUGCUUAAAAGUUUAAAAUUAUCUUGCUGCUCUUGUGCAACGGUUUGAGAUGUUGUUAUUCAUGGUCGUUCCAUAUCAAUUAUUCAAAUAGAUUUACCUGAAAUGUUGUCCAAAGGAAUUUAAGUUGCAUUAUUUUGUUUAGAUGUGUUCAGCUCAGUUAUGCUAUUCACAUCUUGAAUGUUUGAUUGAGUUGUAAAAGCUUAUUAUAGUUUGAUCCUAAAUGCACUGUGCAUCUUUACAUUGAUUAUAGUUGUCAACAGAAAUCAGCUACUGCUGUUUUCCUAGGUUUGCUGAUAUUCCUGAGCAAUGAUCUGUCAAAAGCAAGUGCUGCAGAUUUUACAAAUUCUUAGCCUAGUUGCUGAGGGUUGGACUGAAGUUUUGUGCAGUUGCCGAAUGGGAAAAUGGAACAACUGCAAAAUUAAAUUUGCUUUUUGAAUUAAAUAAUCUUUUUAUUUUGUCCCAACAAAAUGCCUCAGUCUUUAAUGUCCACUUUGGCAUUAUUGUGGCAUUUUCCAUAUUUUACCUAAUCAACAUGUGCAUUCAAGUGGCAUUGACAGAGCCUGUUUCCAUGCCUUAUAAAACUCUGAGACAUUGAACAAAGAUGGCAAUAAAUGUGUUUAUGUGCAUGUG
Molecule: messenger RNA, 2195 nt
Organism: Chiloscyllium plagiosum (whitespotted bambooshark)
Lineage: Eukaryota; Metazoa; Chordata; Chondrichthyes; Orectolobiformes; Hemiscylliidae
Gene: mnat1
Product: MNAT1 component of CDK activating kinase
Biological process (GO): regulation of transcription by RNA polymerase II; positive regulation of cyclin-dependent protein serine/threonine kinase activity; nucleotide-excision repair
Cellular component (GO): transcription factor TFIIH holo complex
Molecular function (GO): cyclin-dependent protein serine/threonine kinase activator activity
Source: RefSeq, a predicted model, not a curated record